This is a messenger RNA of Coniosporium apollinis CBS 100218, 1695 nucleotides long. RefSeq lists its product as uncharacterized. The record is from RefSeq and is a predicted model, not a curated record. Gene Ontology annotation, molecular function: asparagine synthase (glutamine-hydrolyzing) activity. The transcript has 2 exons. The coding region runs from base 1 to 1695 and encodes 564 amino acids. NCBI's taxonomy places the organism in Eukaryota, Fungi, Ascomycota, Dothideomycetes.
AUGUGUGGCAUCUUCGUCUCCCUCAGCAGGGAUACAUACAGAUCACCGAGCGAGCAUGUGCUGAAGCUACUUCGGGACAGAGGGCCAGACAGCGUGAAAGAAGCCAGAGUCGAGAUUGAGCUUCUUGACCCUGCGUUGGAUGGACCAAUUUCAGAACUCCUCUACGCAACAUUCGUUUCUUCCGUUCUAGCCCUGCGUGGAGAACGCAUUGUCGUUCAACCUCUUGUUGACGAGAAAACUGGCUCUGUCUUCUGCUGGAAUGGCGAGGCUUGGGAGAUAGAUGACAAUCUUGUCACUGGCAACGACUCCGAGCAUGUCUUCUCACUUUUGUUGCAAGCUUGCGGAGCUGGAUUCGACCAGGACCACCUCGUACAAACCACCAGGCGCAUCAAAGGCCCAUACGCUUUUGUUUUCUACGAUAAUCAACGCAAGAGAUUGUACUUUGGGAGAGACUGUCUUGGCAGGCGGUCACUGCUUCAAGGCACUAGUCCAACAGGUGAGCUCAUACUCUCAAGUGUAUGCGACAAAGGCGUAAGUGAGCAGUGGUCGGAAGUCGAGGCAGACGGUAUCUACUGGUUCGACUUGUCGUCUAGGAUCCUCCCAGGAGCUAGAUACGGAGAGGUUGGGUCGCAGUUGAGUCCCCCAUAUCCGCCACUCAACAAGUCUGUCGCUCUUGACACGUUGACAUCGCUUGGUCCAGCAUCUCCGCCCGUAGGGAUAUUAGAGGAUCGUUUGCGCUCGUCAUUGGCCCUCCGAGUGCGUGAUGUCCUAAACCGCGAUCACGUGGACCUCGAUGGAACCAGCGAUCACAUUUCGAACGUCGCUGUACUCUUCUCGGGAGGUCUUGACUGCACAGUGCUUGCUCGGCUGAUGCAUGACCUGCUCCCCGAAACGGAAACAAUAGACUUACUAAACGUGGCGUUCGAGAACCCUCGGAUACACAAGACUUCCAUCAAUGGAACACAUGAAGCACUUGAAGUGUACGAUCUUUGCCCGGACAGGAUCACUGCGAAGGCUUCUCAUACAGAGUUGCGGACAAUUUGUCCUGGCAGAAACUGGAGACUUGUAGAAAUCAAUAUCCCUUUCGCAGAGACACAAGCACACCGAAGUACCGUGAUUGGACUAAUGCACCCCCACAACACUGAAAUGGACCUUUCAAUCGCCUACGCGUUGUACUUUGCUUCGAGGGGUGUUGGCGCCACUCACGACACCAAAACCGGCUGCAUCCGCGAAUACGCCACACCAGCUCGUGUCUUGCUCUCCGGCCUAGGCGCCGACGAGCUGUUCGGAGGCUACCAACGUCACGCCACGGCUUUCGCUCGCAAAGGCUACCAGGGCCUGGUCGACGAGCUCGAACUGGACAUCAAUCGGCUCGGUAAGCGGAACCUGGGACGCGACGACCGCGUGCUGUCGCACUGGGGCAGAGAAACAAGGUUUCCGUACCUUGACGAGGAUCUGUUGAAGUGGGCUCUGGCGGCCCCAGUCUGGGAGAAGUGCAGCUUCGGAGAAGACCUGAGCGAUGUGACAGGAGACGAAGCGGCGGCAUUGGAGCCCGGUAAGAAGGUCUUGCGCUUGCUGGCGUGGAAGCUGGGGAUGAAGGGAGUUGCGAAGGAGAAGAAGCGCGCGAUACAAUUCGGGGCGCGGACCGCAAAGAUGGAAGGAGGGAAGACGAAAGGCACCCAGCUCAUUGGAUGA